AUGGAAAAUGAAAUACAGAAGAAACGCAGAAGAGUGGUGAAGGAGCUUGUAUCAGCACAUUACAGUAGUCCCGAUGUCAGUAUCGAGUCGAUUGAGACGAUUACAGAUGAUAAUCAGAGUUUAGGAGAGAUACGUCCAACAGGUGAACAGAGACGUUAUUCCGGUAAGAGUGCGACUAGGACCAAAUCGAUAGAUGAUAUCAUUGGGAAAUUUUCAAUUCCUCCGAAUCUACCAGAUGUUAUUGAUUUGACUAACGAUGAUGACGGAAGGGGUUGUGUGUCCCUAUGGUCAGAAAAAUACACUCCUCGAUCAAGCAGUGACUUGUGCAUUAAUAAACAGAAGAUUGAACAAGUUCAGUCACAAAUCGAACAGAUGGUUAAUGAAGAAACACAUAAUCGAAUUGUAUUUCUUUCUGGAUCUUCCGGUUGUGGUAAAUCUACCGCAGCUAAGAUAUUGGCAGAGGAGGCUCUGUCUAAAAAGAAGGAGACAGCGAAAAAAGUAGGACUUUUUGACGAUAUCAGCAUCAUACCUGAAAGGGAUGAUAGUGGUAGAUACCCGAAUGUGAUUGAGUAUACCAAUCGAACAACCUCCACAUCAAGGCUUACGUCUUCAGUGACACAGUUUUCGGAAUUCCUUGAUGAGUGCAAACUGCUUACUAUGGGUAACGAGAAAUGCAUCGUGGUGGAUGAAUUACCCAAUGUUUAUCAUGAGGGUACCUUGAUGAACUUUCGAAAGGCAAUUUUGAGGUGGAUAGAACUAGAUUCUUCUGUAGGAUUGCCACCUUUAAUCAUAUGUGUGACUGAAUUCGAUGCGGAUGAUGACAAUCAUUGGGGUUUGUUCACUUUAGAUGCAACAUUCAAGCUUGAAACAGUUCUAGGAAGAAACCUAAUGAAACUUGAAGGCAAAGGAUGGAAUAGAGUGAAAUUUAACCCUGUUGCCAAACGAUAUAUGAAGCAGGCUCUUAGGCGUGUAGUUAGAACUGAGCACAAUUCCCUAGAGGCGAUACCCAAGCGUCUUAUCACGGAUGAAAUAGACCAGCUAAGUUCAACUGGCGAUAUCAGAAAUAGUCUUAUCACUUUGGAAUACUGGUGCCGCUUUUUAUAUCCUGUGACGCAUGAUGCAUCCUCACUCUCCGUACUCGGUAAGGAAAACGGCUUAAAUAUAUUUCAUUCAAUUGGUAAGAUCAUCUACGGAACACAGCAUCCUCAAGAGGAGUUCAACAAUUACUUAAAGACGGCAAAUGUGGUACAGUUUGACAAAUCUCAGAGUCCGCCGACGCUACGAGAUAUUAACACAAUUUCAGUAGACAAUGUAUCACAAGAUUCUGCAUCUUCUGUUGGAAAAUUGAAUUUAAACGUUCUUGAAAACUAUUUGGUAUUGAAUCCAUCAAAAAUAGACUUCAACGUGGCUGAUUUAGUAGACAUUCUUUCGCAAGCAGACACAUUAUUUAGGUUCAAGAACGACAGACGAGCUCUUACUAUGCUGACAUAUUACAGCUGUUUUGGGGCUCGAUUGAAAUGUGUUAGGCUCAAAAGUAAUGGCGAUAGUUCCGGUGCUACACAUCACCGAUCUAGAUAUUCAAGAGACUCCAAAGUGGGCUACAAAAAGAGGAAGAUUGUUGACCUGGUGAAGGAUUUCGAACUAAGGAGAUGUAAUAGGCUUGUAUCGUUGGGUCAAUAUUCACAUCUUUCAAAUCAAGAUGCGAUACUUAUAGACGGAUAUUAUCAGAACGAAAUUCUGAACUCUUCGAAGGCAAGAAACAAACUCGGGAAUCAGUACACGGGCACUUUUAAAAGACUUGGUGGAGAUUUCAAGAAUAUAAUUCUACCAGAUACUGAGUUUCAACCGGAUAUUGUAGAAGAUGAUAGUACCAAGAGUGCCACGUCAUUAGAGGCCAAAUAUUUUAACGUUUACAACGAGGAUGAAUCCAUGGUAGAAGAUGAUGACAAGGAGUUUGAUGAAGACCCAAUAGUUGACUCAGAAGAUGUAACUUCACAAUAUUCGGAGGAUUCAUUUAGCGAUGAUUCUCUUGUGAUGAAGCUAUGA
This is a messenger RNA of Brettanomyces nanus, 2046 nucleotides long. RefSeq lists its product as uncharacterized. The transcript has a single exon. Gene Ontology annotation, molecular function: chromatin binding. Gene Ontology annotation, biological process: DNA repair; mitotic DNA replication checkpoint signaling; DNA damage checkpoint signaling. The coding region runs from base 1 to 2046 and encodes 681 amino acids. Lineage: Eukaryota; Fungi; Ascomycota; Pichiomycetes; Pichiales; Pichiaceae. The record is from RefSeq and is a predicted model, not a curated record.